Molecule: messenger RNA, 2012 nt
Organism: Cucumis sativus (cucumber)
Lineage: Eukaryota; Viridiplantae; Streptophyta; Magnoliopsida; Cucurbitales; Cucurbitaceae
Product: DEAD-box ATP-dependent RNA helicase 38
Exons: 8
Coding region: 120-1646 (508 amino acids)
Biological process (GO): poly(A)+ mRNA export from nucleus
Cellular component (GO): nucleus; cytoplasmic stress granule
Molecular function (GO): RNA helicase activity; ATP binding; RNA binding
Source: RefSeq, a predicted model, not a curated record
AACCAUACCCUUUUUUCUUUUUCUUCCCUCCUAAGUUCUACCGUUCUCUGUUUCGCCCUCUCCAACACCCGCGUCAAGCUUACUAUUUGAUUCUUCACCUUCCCCAUUGUGUACCAGCGAUGGUAGAUGAUGCGGCUCCAGGUUCUACCACCAAUGACUCGUACUGUGACGCCACCAUCACUCAUUCCCCGACUACUGCCCCAUUCGUAGUUUCACCAUUGCCAAAACGAGGUUGGGGCGAUGAAGAACACCAUGAUGUGGUUGCUGAUACUGGAGAUUUAUCCUCUGUGCCGUCCGAGGUCAUGGAAUCCCUUAAAAUUGAAGACGAAACAACGCUUGAAGAACCCAUAGACUCUAACAUCACAGCUGUGACAACUGGUGAUACUCCAUAUUCAUCGGCUAGUACUUUUGAGGAUUUGAAUCUGUCUAAGGAGUUGUUGAAGGGUUUGUAUGUUGAGAUGAGAUUCCAUAAGCCAAGUAAAAUUCAAGCUAUAAGUUUGCCUAUGAUCCUGACUCCUCCUUACAAACAUUUAAUUGCUCAAGCACACAAUGGUUCUGGAAAGACUACAUGUUUUGUGCUUGGGAUGUUGAGUCGUGUUGAUGUGAACUUAAAGGCUCCUCAGGCAUUUUGCAUAUGUCCUACAAGGGAGUUAGCAAUGCAAAAUAUUGAGGUUCUUAAGAAAAUGGGAAAAUACACCGGGAUAACUUCAGAGUGUGCUGUUCCCGCUGACAGUGCAAACUAUAUGCCAGUAUCAAAGCGGCCACCCACAACUGCACAAGUUGUGAUUGGAACUCCUGGCACAAUAAAGAAAUGGAUGUCAGGGAGGAAGUUGGGAGUAAGUUGCGUGAAGAUUCUUGUUUUUGAUGAGGCUGAUCAUAUGCUUGGCGAGGAUGGCUUUCAGGAUGAUUCAUUGAGAAUCAUGAGGGACAUUGAGAGAAGUAGCUCUCAUUUCCAGGUGCUUCUGUUCUCUGCUACAUUCGAUGAGAAUGUUAAAAACUUUGUCUCUAGGGUGGUUAAAGACUACAACCAACUGUUUGUGAAGAAGGAAGAACUAUCUUUGGAGAGUGUGAAGCAAUUCAAGUUGAUAUGUCCAAAUGAACAAACUAAAAUUCGAGUCAUAAAAGAUAGAAUUUUUGAACUAGCAGACAAAUUGGGUCAAACAAUUAUAUUUGUGGGCACAAGAAAGAGUGCUGGAGUGUUACACAAGGCACUAGUUGAUCUUGGUUAUGAUGUGACUACCAUCAAAGGGGCAAUGACCAAUGACAUUAGAGACAAAAUAAUAAAAGAGUUCAAGGAUGGUUUGACAAAAGUUCUUAUUUCAACUGACCUUCUAGCUCGAGGCUUUGAUCAGCAGCAAGUCAAUCUAGUUAUCAAUUAUGAUCUUCCUCUUAAACACGAUCCUUCUUCACAAGCAAUGAAAUACAGAUCUUCCUCAUCAUCAGAGCCUAACUUCGAGGUGUACCUCCAUCGAAUUGGUCGGGCAGGUCGUUUUGGGCGCAAGGGAGCUGUGUUUAACUUGCUCUGUGGCGAUCAGGAAAUCAAGCGAAUGGACAAAAUUCAGAAGCAUUUUGGCUCUGAAGUAAUAGAGGUUAGAGACACUGAUGAGGACAUUGAAGCAGCCUUAAAAUCUGCUGGAUUGAUUUGAUGUAUAGAAAAGGAGUUUACAUAGCUAAUUUCCAUUGAUGCCAACCACACACCAAAAAGGCGAUUAAAACCUUGGAACAAGAUGGAUGCAGAAAUGGAUUGAAGCAACGCUGCACAGUUUUUGUUUUGCCUUCAACUUAACAUUUGGCUUCUGAGGUAUAUAUCGUGAAGAGUCAUGCAAGUUUGCUAAAUAAUUUUUAUCGAUGAAACCUGUUGGAAAGAAUAGCCUUAUUUUUCUUUUCAAUCUUCAAAUGAAACGGAAAUCAAGGAUCAUAGAAUCGGUAAAAGCAAGCGUUUUGUAGUGUAGGUUAGCUUACGAGCAUUUGAUAUUUGCAAUUAAUUAAUAAAAGACAUCAACUUGAAAAAA